Messenger RNA from Thunnus maccoyii (southern bluefin tuna), 2333 nucleotides. RefSeq names its product Voltage-dependent anion-selective channel protein 2-like. NCBI's taxonomy places the organism in Eukaryota, Metazoa, Chordata, Actinopteri, Scombriformes, Scombridae. The record is from RefSeq and is a predicted model, not a curated record. The transcript is spliced from 10 exons. Gene Ontology annotation, biological process: monoatomic anion transmembrane transport. Gene Ontology annotation, molecular function: voltage-gated monoatomic anion channel activity. Gene Ontology annotation, cellular component: mitochondrial outer membrane. The coding region runs from base 191 to 1036 and encodes 281 amino acids.
CUUGCAUGUGGAACAGGCCCCACGUUCAAUGCGACACAUCGUCUGUAGAGGGCGCUGUUUCCACCUCACUCCUGUACAGACAGUCAUAAAGACGGUGCUUAGCUAGGCUAGCUGUCAAUCUACCCCGCAGCAUCACGCCAGGGACACUCCAGGCUCUGCAGACGCCCCUUGCACGCAUUUGCACUGCACAAUGGCUGUCCCUCCUUCAUACUCAGACCUGGGCAAAGCCGCCAAGGAUAUAUUCAGCAAGGGUUAUGGCUUUGGUGUUGUGAAGCUGGACCUAAAGACCAAAUCACAGAGUGGAGUGGAGUUCAACACAUCUGGAUCCAGUAACACAGACACAGGGAAGGCCGCAGGGAGCCUGGAGACCAAAUACAAGAUGAAGGAGCUGGGUCUGAGCUUCAACCAGAAGUGGAACACAGAUAACACGCUGGCUACUGAAGUCACUGUGGAGGACCAGCUGGCUCAAGGACUGAAGGUUGCCUUGGAUACGUCUUUUGUACCAAACACAGGUAAGAAGAGCGGCAAGCUGAAGACGGGCUACAAACGCGACUAUGUGAACCUGGGCUGCGACGUGGACUUCGAGGGUCCCAUCAUCCACGCUACCGCCGUGUUGGGCUACGAGGGCUGGCUGGCCGGUUACCAGAUGGCCUUCGACACGGCCAAGUCCAAACUGGCCCAGAACAACUUCGCCCUCGGAUACAGGGCCGGAGACUUCCAGCUGCACACCAAUGUUAACGACGGGACCGAGUUCGGCGGCUCCAUCUACCAGAAGGUGAACGAUGAGCUGGAGACAGCGGUGACUCUGGCCUGGACCGCCGGCAGUAACAACACUCGCUUCGGCAUCGCCGCCAAAUACAAGCUGGAUAAAGACACCUCUCUGUCUGCCAAAGUGAACAACGCCAGUCUGAUCGGAGUAGGCUACACCCAGAGCCUUCGGCCAGGUGUGAAGGUCACUCUCUCGGCCCUGAUCGACGGGAAGAACUUCAGCGCCGGCGGACACAAAGUGGGCAUGGGCUUCGAGCUGGAGGCGUAAACUGGGAUCCCACCACCAACAAAGAAGAAGAAGAAGAAAAAAGCCCAGAAACACAUGACCACACACUCCUCCUUUGCCCCCUCCAAUACCCCAGCUCACAUUACUGCUCACCACCAUCAUGUAGCUCCCCCCCCUCCCUCCUCCUCCUCUUUCACACAUAUAUAACGAGCAUUUUUGACAGUAAUAGUCGAGUCUCAGCAUCGUGAAACACCCCCCCGAGUGGAGCUGCGAGGUUGAAACUGACGGCACGUAACUGUGGAUUAUUACCAGUUUUUCUGGUUAUUGAAGUGAAACUUAUUUAUUUCCUGUGUAGGCCGUGGAUGAAGUAGUCGUCGCUGUAAAUGUGUAGCUUGUUCCUAAUGGCAUGUUAGAACGUCAGUACAGAGCUGAAAGCUUAUUAGCUUGGUUAAAAAAACAAAAAAAAAGGUGUUGAGUGUCUGUUUUCUCUCUUUUUUUGUUGUUUUUAUUGGUUUGAUGAUGGAAAACUUUUGGCUGUGUUGUUGCAAUCUGUGGACCAUUAAAUCUAUAUCAUCUUUUUUUUUGAUACAACACAUUUCAUGAAGAUAUGAGUGUUGGGUCUGAUUGAAGUCUUAUUGAAGUGGUUAAAGUUGAAGGAUAAUUUUAAAUAAAACUGUUGACAUGCAUCACUUUUUACAGUGCAGAUUCUCCCAAAUGAUCUUUUAAAUCCUUUGUGACUUCUCUUUUAUUUUGGUAGGUGAAACCAAUGUAGUGGAAUCUUCUGGUAGAUUAUGUAGUUAGUUGUUUUUGCAUUUCUACAAUAUUGUUUUCAUCUGUCUUGUCUUAACUGCAGCGGUCACAAAGAAAGAGGACGUCAUUUGAGGAUGUGUGUGAGGUUUUUUUUUGCAUAGUAGCGUCUCGUAAGGUAUAUUUAGCGGUUCAGUGGCACCAGGCGUCUUAACUUCGACAGCCAGCUGUUUCCUCAUGUUGCUCCGGGACCGCGCUCAUUACUGUCAUCACUGCACCACCACCCCCCCCCCCCCUCUCAGAUCUGUACAUAAAAUACAGUCGAUUGUCCUCCCAAUGAUCCCAGUCGAAAGGCUGGAUAGAAUAUUAUAAGAGGAUGUUGAGUCCCACACUCCUCCAUUUCUCUCUCUCCUUUUUUUUUUUUUUUUUUUUUUUUUUUUUGGUAAUCAUACAUUAAAAUGUGCAUUUCCAUCUAAUUAUGUUGUCAUGAUUUUAAAAAAAGGCGCAUUUCUUUGUCAUUUAGACGCAGUACCUCAUUUUUUUUCCAAUGUCAACUAAGGGAAUUCUAAUAAUAAAGAAAAAAUGUUUGAAA